Cylindrotheca closterium is the source of this 579-nucleotide messenger RNA. Lineage: Eukaryota; Bacillariophyta; Bacillariophyceae; Bacillariales; Bacillariaceae. The record is from the annotation of a GenBank genome assembly.
AUGGGCAUCAGCGAUAUCAUCGAUCAAAAUAAUCGAGGAGUUUCUCUGCUCAUGGAAAACGAUUUCCCAAAUGCAAUCCAGUCCUUUGCGCUUGCUCUGCCGUUGCUACGAACCAUCGCCGAUUCAGUCUGGGAUCAUACAAUCUGUGAUGGCGAUUCCUUGGACCAGCACAUGAUUUCUUCUGCUGAUUGUGCUGAUCAAGUGAAGCCGGCGUCAAGUGCUGCUAACAAUGGCAUGAUGAUUUACCAAGUAGGCAUCCGAAUUCCCCCAACUGAAACCAUACCAUCCAUCAUCUCUUGGGUUCUCAUCUUCAAUUCCGCGCUUGCGCACCACCUUUCGGCGAAAACAAGAGCUUGCCCAGCAAUGCUCAAAGCCAAGCAGUUGUACAGAUUGAUAUGCGAUCCACAAGGCAUGACUCAAAGUCCGCUGUUUCAGUAUGCAGUGAUCAACAACCUUGGCGUGAUUGAGCAAAAUUUUGGCAAUGCAUCAGUGGCUAAUCAAUACUUCGAAAUUUUGCCGUCUAUACCAGAUCUUCGUGAAGAUCUCCAAGCAUAUGGAACUGAUAGAGUUAGUGCCUGA